AUGAGUACUGUUCCAUUUUUAGAUACCGUCACACGCUUUAUCGAAGAGGGAGAUGGAAAAGUGAGGUUCCGCAUUAUUGGUGGUAGACGAUUUCAUAAUCUUUCGAAUUCAGAGUAUCUUGGUGCGAAUGAUGAUGAAGAAGUUGAUCGUUUAAUUAGAUAUCAUGAUGCAAUAAAAGAGAUUUGGGGAGGAUUGUUUCAUUCACCCAUUGAAGAGAAGUUGAGAAAAGGAGCUCGUGUUAUUGAUUUAGG
This is a messenger RNA of Ambispora gerdemannii, 251 nucleotides long. The record is from the annotation of a GenBank genome assembly. Lineage: Eukaryota; Fungi; Glomeromycota; Glomeromycetes; Archaeosporales; Ambisporaceae.